Molecule: messenger RNA, 1441 nt
Organism: Mya arenaria
Lineage: Eukaryota; Metazoa; Mollusca; Bivalvia; Myida; Myidae
Product: aggrecan core protein-like
Exons: 7
Coding region: 28-1386 (452 amino acids)
Molecular function (GO): signaling receptor activity
Source: RefSeq, a predicted model, not a curated record
UAGUUGUUUACAUGAUUGGCAAAUGUAAUGAUGAAAUCACAACCAUCUGUCUUUGUGAAACUAUACAUGCUAGCAGUUUCUAUAUUGUUGUGUGGGAUGGUAAGAUGUGACUAUGCUUGCAUAUGUAACUACAACGUGGAAUCAGCAGUGUAUCUGCAAGAAAAUAAAAACAGUAAGACCAUUGGCUACCUCUACGAAUUCGAUUGCAAACCGUCGUAUGGUCAGCUUCGUCAUGGGAUCUUUUUUCAAAUUCAAUUCGAAGGACAGGUUGGAUAUGUGGAGGAUAAUAGUCAAAUAAUGAUACAAACUUGCCCUGGAAGUGUCCCGACACAAGAUCAAGUCUCUACGUCUGCACCUACUACAACGGAUAUAGCACCCAAUAUAACACAAAUAUCCACAACAACGUCUAUACCUCGAACUACUUCAAAAGGAAAACCAUUGACCGAUUAUAUGUAUUCGCUGUCCACAACUAGUUUUCUCAACACUACAAUAUAUACGGUCAUAAAUAACACCGACAUAACUACAAACAAUCAAACAACAUAUAUUCCGAUAAUUGUGCAUACAACCACAACAAGUCAGAACGAAUCAUUUCCACCAUCAACAAUUCAGAACACAUUUCCUCCAUCAACAAAUCAGACAACAUCCGUUACACCAUCAACAAGUCACAAAACAACAUUAACACCAUCAACAAAUCAGACAACAGCAUUUACACCAACAAUUAGUCAGACAUCACCCUUUCCAAUCUCAAUAAGUCCGAAAACAUCCUUUACACCAUCAACAAGUCAGGCCACUACACUGACAUCAUCAACUGUUCAGACAACAAUAUUUACACCUUCAAUACCACCGACAACAUCAAUGACAUCACCAACUACUACAACCACGUUAAAACCACUACCGACGACUUUAAAAACAUCAACGACAACAACAUUUGAAAUGCUGACCACGACACCAUUACGGACGUGUAAGUCAGGUUGGGUGCAUCACGGCGAUUCCUGCUACUUGUUUUCACAUGACACUGAAGAUUGGUCAAUGGCUCAAUUGAUUUGCCGCUUGCUCGGCGGAAAUUUGGCUGAAGUAAGAACGCAGUCGGAGAAGUUAUUCAUCAGGCAAACAGCCAGUACAAGAAGAGUUAAAUUCUGGAUUGGAGCCAAUGAUCUGUCAACUGAGGGCGAGUUUCGGUGGGCGGGGAGCGAUCGAAGAGUGACGAUAACAGACUGGCAUUCUGGGCAGCCGGACAACUAUGAGGGGGCGGAAGACUGCGUCCACACUGACGGCGAACGGACAGGGACAUGGAACGAUGAGGAUUGCGAUGAACGCAUGCACUACAUUUGUGAAGAAAGAUUAUUAGAACCUCCCCACGGACCAUCCUCUUCAUUGAUUGGAUAAGAAACAUUAGGCCAACGAAAACAACACUAUUAUACCUUCUUUGAUAAGAACAUAC